CUUGUAUUUUGAUAGAUCAAUGUUCAGGUGAACAGUAUUCCUCUGACUCCACAGCAGGACAAAGGAUCAGAAGUCAUGUUCAAAAUGCCCAGAAGAGAGAGUGAAAUACCUUCUAUUAUGGGGGAAAGCCUACAGUUUGGGAAAAUAGAACUUAACACUCUGAUGUCACAGGUAAACAAGCGCUCCACUUUCUCCUCCUGGAUUAAAAACAACAUCAAGAAAAAAGAGUGCUGCUUCUAUGUAGAAUGUGACAGGGAGGGGAUCUGUGAAUGUGGUUAUCCAAAGACCAAGCACCACGAUGAUGCUAUCAAGCCAGAGGACUACACAGGACAGCAGUAUGACAAACUUAAGCACACGAGAGAGUUUCCUACUGAUGCCUUUGGAGACAUUAGUUUUGGGGGACUCGGGUCGAAAACAGGCAAGUAUAUCCGAGUGUCCUCCGAUACGCCUGUUGAGAAGCUGUACCAAUUUAUGAUCGAGUACUGGAAGCUCCGGCCCCCUAACUUGUUAAUAUCAGUGACAGGAGGAGCCAAAAAUUUCCACAUGAAGACUGACUUGAAGAACAAGUUCCGUAGAGGACUAAUUAAAGUGGCCCAAACUACAGGUGCAUGGAUCCUGAGUGGCGGAACACAUGCAGGUGUGAUGAAACAUGUUGGGAGAGCAGUACGGGACCAUAAUCUAAGCAGUAAUGCUGUAGGGGGCCAGAUCGUGGCUAUCGGAGUGGCCACAUGGGGGGUCAUCCACAACCGACAGGAUCUGGUUCACCCAAAUGGUCGAUUCCCUGCUUAUUACUUUCUGGAUGAGCAUGGACAAGGCCGCUUAUCCUGCCUGGAUGCUAAUCACUCACACUUCCUGCUGGUGGAUGAUGGAACAUCUGGCAAAUAUGGUGCAGAGAUUGAUCUUCGUGGGCAUCUGGAGAAACUGAUCUCAGAGCAGCCUCUAGAAAAUCCAGAGAGUGAACUGAAGAUUCCAGUCGUAUGUGUGGUACUAGAUGGUGGACCUGGAACCCUAAAUACAAUCUACAACGCUAUGAUGAACGGCACUCCAUGUGUUGUUCUGGAAGGUUCUGGACGCUUGGCUGAUGUCAUUGCCAACUUGGCAGUCCUACCCGUGUCUAAGAUCACAAUAGCACACAUCCAACGACUGAUGAAGAGGUUUUUUGCAGAAGAUUAUGAAAAUUUUUCUGAAUUGAAUAUCAUUGAGUGGACCAAAAAGAUUCAGGACAUCAUCCAGAUCCCGCAGCUCUUGACCGUGUUCCGCAUUGACGAGGAGAAAAACAAUGAUGUAGACGUAGCCAUUCUCCAAGCUUUUCUAAAAGCCCCUCGGUGCAGUGACAGUGUGAACAGAGAGAGACAGCUGCAGCUGGCUGUGGCCUGGAACCGAGUGGAUAUUGCAGAGAGUGAGAUCUUCACUGAAGAAAGUAAAUGGAAGUCUUGUGAUCUGCACCAGGCCAUGUUCUCUGCCCUGGUGGGCCAUAAAGCUGAGUUUGUGCGUCUGCUGCUGGAGAAUGGGCUAUGCCUCCCUCAAUUCCUCGAACAUGAAGAGACAUUGUGUGACCUGUAUAAGCAUCUUCCCAGCUGUCUGUUUUUGCGCAAAGUGGCCAAACGAGCACAGGGAAGCAAGAGGAUUUCCCUGUGCCAUGUGGCUGCUGAAGUACGGCGCCUGCUGGGCAGUUUCACUCAACCGCUUUACCAUCCAGCACAACUCCUUCACAAAGUAGAGAUAUCUAAUGAGGAUAAGGAACUUAAAAUCAAAUCUGAAAGAGGUGUUAGAGAGCCGUACUGCUUCUCGGAGGAGACGAUCCCAGAUAAAGUGUGUGAUUCAGGAAGAGAUCUCUUCCUUUGGAGUGUACUGCAGAAUCAGAAAGACCUGGCACAGAUCACUUGGGAGCAGUGCAAUGACUGUAUUACGGCUGCUCUGGCUGCCAGUAAAAUACUGAAGAAGCUUGCACGGGAAGGAGGAGAUAAUGGGGAUGAUGCUGGAUCGAUGAGGGAGCUUGCAGAUCACUAUGAGAAACAAGCAAUCGGUGUGUUCAGUGAAUGUUAUCGCUAUGAUGAGCAGCGAGCACAGAAACUGCUGAUGCGUGUCUCUCCAUCAUGGGGUAGAACAACCAGUCUUUGUCUUGCUCUCGAUGCCCAUGACAGAAGCUUCGUAGCUCACUCUGGGGUCCAGGCUUUGCUAACUCAGAUCUGGUGUGGUGAAUUAGCAGUGGAAAACCCGCAAUGGAAGCUGAUCCUCAGCAUGUUUUUCUUUCCUCUUAUCUACACCGGAUUUCUGGUCUUUAGGCGUGAUGAAAUCAUCCGCAGGGAAGCAGAGAGAAAUGAAGAGGAGAAGCUGGUUAUGGAUUCAGAGGCUUGGAAUAAACCUGAAUUUCGUAACCAGUCUGACACGAGCUCUGUGCAACCACUAAACUGCUGGACAAGAUUAGCGGGUCUGUACUCCUGUCCUCAGGUGAAAUUCUACUGGAACAUAUUGGCUUACUUUGGAUUCCUGUUUCUGUUUGCUGUGGUGUUGAUGACAGACUUCCAGCCUACGCCAUCUUGGAAGGAAUUGCUCUUGUAUGUCUGGCUCACCUCGCUCAUGUUUGAAGAGAUCAGACAGCUCUUCUAUGAUUUUGAUGGGUUUACAUUUUGGAAGAAACUGAAAAUGUAUAUUAAAGACACAUGGAACAUUUUGGACAUGUUGUCAAUAUUGCUUUUCAUCACCGGCCUGGCUUGCAGGCUCCAGGCUUCGAGUACAGUGUUCUAUGUGGGGAAAAUCAUCCUCUGCAUUGACUUCAUCAUAUUCAGUUUGCGCCUGAUGGCUAUCUUCACCAUCAGCAAGACCUUAGGGCCUAAGAUUAUCAUUGUCAGGAGAAUGAUGAUGGAUAUGUUCUUCUUCAUGUUCCUGCUCAGUAUCUGGGUGGUUUCAUACGGAGUGGCAACACAGAGCAUCCUGAUUGAGAAUGAGGAUCGAUUUAACUGGAUUAUGCGUGGUGCUGUCUAUGAGCCCUACCUCAUCAUAUUUGGGACUUUGCCUGACAAUGUGGACAAUACCAAAUUUGACUUGAAUAGUUGCAGUGUUAAUGGCUCUGAUCCUCUAAAGCCCAAGUGUCCCAUGUUGAAUAGUGACAACAGUCCAGUCUUUCCUGAUUGGCUGACCAUCAUCAUGCUGUGUGUUUAUCUUCUCUUUGCCAACAUCCUUCUACUUAACCUCCUCAUUGCAAUCUUCAACUACACAUUUGAGGAGGUACAAGGCAAUACAGAUAUAAUCUGGAAGUUUCAACGUUAUGAGCUGAUAAAGGAGUACCAUAGUCGCCCCGCUCUACCUCCUCCCUUCGUCAUCCUGAGCCACAUUUACCUCUUCAUCCGACGUGUGCUCCUGCGCCGUGCCCCUCAGAAACAUAAGAUCUUCAGACAAGAACUGAGUCAGAGAGAAGAAGAAGAGCUGAUGUCAUGGGAGUCAUUCAUGAAGGAAAACUAUCUGGCAUCUGUAAAACAGGACAGUAGCCAGAGUAUGGAGCAACGUAUGGAAGACACAGCAGAAAAAGUUGGAACCAUGUCUGAAAUAAUAGAGCAAGGACAAGAAUGGGGUUUUGUGUCUGUGGCAAAAAGGCUGGGCCGAUUAGAGGAGCAGGUUUGUCAGUCAGCUAAGGCAUUACAUUGGAUCAUGGACACACUUAAAUGUCAGGGUUACAAAUCCACACAGGACGUUCCUAUAAUGGCCACUGUCAUUAUGAAAACUGACAACGACCCUUCAGAAUCAACUGAGCCUGAAGAAGAAUGGGAGAAAACUCAUCACAUCUAUGCUCGGCAGCUUUAUUACCCCGGCAGCACUGUUAAACGCUUCCCUGUUCCUGAGGAGAAAGUACCUUGGGAGGUGGAAUUCUCUAUUUAUGCUCCAGAAAUUUACAAUCAAGAGAAUAUGCAAGAAUCGGACAUUGUAACUUUAGAAAUAUACAGGAACCCUGAAGGACGGACAGGAUUAAAGGGAAAGGGGGCUUUUAAAAGUCUUGGGCCAAAUUAUAUUAUCGAGUCAGUUAUCACAAGAAAAAAGGGCUCACAACUGGAGUUUCUUACUGUGUGGGAUGAGACAGCAGAGCACUGGACAUUACCAAGGAGUCCUGUGCAGCCUGGAAAGUUCUUACCUGAGAGAUUAGAAACAACACUUGGAAAGAAUCUAUGGCAGAAGGUUGAAGCCAAAAUAAAAUCAGGAAGCCACACUGAAGUCUAUAAAGGUUACGUAGACGACAGCAAGAACACUGAUAAUGCCUGGGUGGAAAGCACUGUAAUAACAGUUCACCUUGAAGAUAAUUGGCGUCUGAUGACUAGCGAAGGCGAUGGCGGUGCUGGGGUUGGUGAGUCUCUCAGCAGCACUAAGAAGCUUCAAUGGCAGGAGGUGAGCAGCAAAGCACCUGUGUAUCCACACCAAAAAGAAGCUCUCUGUACCAUCGCCCAAUCAAACAACAUUAAGUUUUAAUGUUGAGAAACUUUUGACUCUCAGGAAAAUGGACAAGCACUAAUGUUUUAUGCUCCAAAAUGUGUAUCUUUUGUUGGGAUUUGGUAGAACCAAAUCAGAACAUAUACACUUGCAUAACAUGAGUUAUGCAGCUGUUUGCACAUCUGCUCAUGAACUAAGCAUUCACUCAUACAUCAUUAAUACAACAAUACUAUUUAAAUCAAAGAAAGCUUAUUCAUAAUCACUCUUAUCUUCAAAUGCACAAAAUAAUAUCCGAAGCAGUAUAAUAAACGUGAAUAAAUAAAAAUCUAAAAUGUGGCAGGUGAAGUAGGAGAGCAAUACAAGUAUUUAAACUCCCAUUAAAUUAUAAUAACUAGUAUACUCAAUACAGCAGAAUUAGUUGCUUCGAAAUUAUGAGAGAUGACAAAUAUUUAAGAAGUUUACAUAGCAUGAAAUUUUGCAGCAUUACUGGGAAUUAUAGAAAUUUUUGAGCUCAGUUCACCGUUUUGAGUGCAACUGUCUUUGCUCUAUUGUGUUUUAUUUCCAAUAACAAGAAACUGGUUUUGUGUACAGACUUGUGACAUCCUCCAGUUAAUGUCAUGUGUUCAUUAGCCAUAAGUAUCCACUGCACCAUUGUCUUAACACUCACAGAAGCAGGAACCAAACUGUGUAUUUAUUCUUCAGUUGAUCAGGUUGAAGUUUAUUCUCAUCUGGAUCCUAAGAAGAAAUAAGAUCUUCACUGAGCUUUAAUGGAGUGAAACCAUUGUUGCAAAUUAUUUUGGUGCUGAUAGGCUGGAAAAACAGAGACACUCAUUAAACUCACUGAUUUAGUUUCUAGGAGGGAAAAUUAGACAUUGAGCUAGACAGAGUUGCAUAGCAACACUGCAUUUUCUUUUCCUCAUUAUAGGCUCUACAAUAGCAGUUUUAAAACAGUUUUAUUCAACAUGUUAGAUGAUCAUUAAAUGAAAAGUGAAUGUUACUGCUGAGUACAAAAACAUUUUGUACUACUUAUCAUUAUGAUCGUGAUGUAAUCAGACAUGAAUGCAACAAUAUGCAAUCCCCAGAGUAUCUACUUAAAGUUAUCUGAACUUAGCAAGAUCUAUAUGAACAUGUGGAAUCUAAUUGAAAA
Messenger RNA from Tachysurus fulvidraco (yellow catfish), 5566 nucleotides. It is a transcript of the gene trpm2, whose product is annotated as transient receptor potential cation channel, subfamily M, member 2. The transcript is spliced from 34 exons. Bases 76 to 4458 code for a protein of 1460 amino acids. Gene Ontology annotation, cellular component: membrane. Gene Ontology annotation, molecular function: ligand-gated calcium channel activity. Gene Ontology annotation, biological process: calcium ion transmembrane transport. The record is from RefSeq and is a predicted model, not a curated record. Lineage: Eukaryota; Metazoa; Chordata; Actinopteri; Siluriformes; Bagridae.